CGUGUUGUUGAAAAAGCUGCUCAUUGUGACUGCAUAACUGCCUGCCCCAACGCAUCAAUACAUGUGGAGUUUGCAACUGAUGCAGGCAAGACUGUGUUUUACGGUAACGAAUCGGUAGAAAUUUGCCUCAGAUUGGCCAAUGUUGGAUCGUAUGACCCUGACGCCAGACUAGCUGAAAAUGUUACAGUUGAAAUUAUAAGUCCGGCUGAAGUUGCACGUGAGUAUGUCGCAGAGAGUAGAAACCUUGUGUUUCCUGUGGGUGCAGAAAAAGGCAAUAUUCGUUGUACUAUAAUACACAUCAACAGAGGAUCGCGUAUAAUGUUCUUCAGAGUGUCAGCGUCUGUCGUGUCUCCCAGCGGGGCAAUAAUUGGUGGCGAUAUUGCGAGCACAACAGAUUCAAUUACAGUGAAAAUACUUGACCAAUGUAACACAGAGCCAGGACCAUCAUACAACCCGGCCCUUAGCCAAGAGCCUGAAAUCCCACGAAACGAGUGCAGAAGUGUACUGUGCAACUGGAGAACCAACAUCAGCAGAAAUACAUUCACCGACAACCACUACUCAUUUGGUUGGUAGCAUUUUUAGUAGUGAUGCCAACCCAAGUCUAGACUAGCGACAAACCUGUUGCUAUAGAUGUGUGCAAACACAAAGUCCACACUUUUGUGUGUGUACUGAGCAUU
Molecule: messenger RNA, 677 nt
Organism: Geodia barretti
Lineage: Eukaryota; Metazoa; Porifera; Demospongiae; Tetractinellida; Geodiidae
Source: the annotation of a GenBank genome assembly